AUGAACGAGCUUCAGCUGGCGGCAGAGCAGGAGAGGCGACAGGCGGAGAUGAUGAGAGACACGUUGGAGCAGCAGAAUUUGCUGAUGAACGCGAUGGAGAAGCGACUGCAUGCGGUGGAGACAGCAGAGGCAUCGAUUCUCCAGCAUGGAGCGUCUCAGGUCCAGUACCACGUGACGCACAGGAGGGAGAUGGAGGUGAAGCUGCUGGAGCUAGAGCAGGCCAUCCGUGUGAUGAGGAGCGCGGGGGAGGAGGCGAACAAGGGGACGGAGGAGGCGGUCAGGGAGAUGCUUGCGAGCAACCAUCACACCCUGCAGGAGAGGAUGAGGCAGACGCUGCAUGCCCUCCAGCUCGACCUCAACAGCGUCCAGCAGGAGAUGGAGGAGAGGGACUCAUCGCUGCUUGUCAAGAACCAGGCGGAAGGGAACGCACGGGAGCAGCAGCAGCAGCUAGUGAGGAAAGAGACAGAGGCCAGGCUGACAGACUUGCACUCGAGGAUGAACGAGCUGAUCCGAACGGUGGAGCAGAGCGAGCGAACGACGAUGCAGCGACUGGAGGAGAUGAGCGCGAGGACGGAGGAAGCGGUCAGGAGGCUGGAGGUUACAGCCGGGGAGCAGGAGGAGCACAAUAGUAGGACGAUGAAGCAGGUGAGGCUAGAGCUGCGGCGGCUGUCGGAGGAGGCGACAGAGGGCUGGGCAAAGUCCAGCUCCUACCUGGAGGAGGUGGUCCGCGCGGAAAUUCGAGGGAGGAUGAAGGGGCAGGAGGAGCUGGGGCAGAGGCUCGCGUUUCUGGAGGCAGAGGCAGGGAAGGAGGGGAGGAGGGAGGAGGGCGGGGAGGAGACGGCGACAGCAGCGAGCUUGAAGCUGCUGCAGGCUAAGAGCAACUCGCACUCGAAGAGCAUCAAGAGCAUCCUCGCUGACCUCACGCAGGAGGUGAAGCAGCGGGAGGAGGCGGAGCAGGAGGCGUCGAGGAGGAUGGUGGCUGUGGAGGAGGAGGUGGACGAACUGAGGAUGAUGGUGAGGAGGGGAGCUAUGUCCGGCAUGCAGGAAGGGAGGGACUUGCUGGAGGUGAUGGACAACAGGGUGAAGGCGCUGGAGAACGGGAGGGACGAGCUGGCGAGCAUGCAAGAGGCCGUGGGGUCGCUGGCGAGUAGCUUGAGGAGGGAGCUCGAGCUGCAGAGCGACAGGAUCUCCCAGCUGGACCAUGACCUCAAGGCGGCGAGGACGGAGAGCAGAGGCAGCAGCAGGCAGGUGGAGAGCAGGAUCAAGAGCGUGGAGGAGGCGGCGGAGGAAGGGGAGCGGAGGGUCAACAUGAGCCUGGAGCGUGUGAAGGAGGAGCUGGCGAGGGCGUCGGAGAGGAGCGGGAGGAGAAUCGAUCAGCUUGAGGAGAGCGUUCACGAGGGGAGGGCGGCGGCAGACGUGUGGAGCAGCACCGUGUCGCAGCGAUGCCAGGAGGUGGAGAGGAAGAUGGCGAAGCUUGAGCGAGACUUGUUCGCAUCGUCGAGCGGGUCCCGAGGGCUCGAGCAGGUCGAGAAGGAGAGCCGAGGAUAUGGAGAGCGCGAAAGAUUCGAGGCGGGGGGAGGAGGAGGAGGAGGAGGAGGAGGAGGAUCGGAAUCAGGAGGAGUCGUUGGAGAUCUGAACGCCAAGUUGAGCAAAACUCGUGACUUCCUCCUCAAGAAGUUGGAGGAGCUUCAAGUGCAUCAGAGUCGCCAGGACGAGAGCCUGCAGAAGUACAGGAUGGAGAUCGAGGACGCGGCGAGCAGGGUGGGGAGCAGGGUGGAUCAUGCUCUGACGGAGCUGCGCGGCGACACGACAGUGCUGCACAGGCAGAUGGAGGAGGAGAGGAAUCUGAACCAGCAGCAGCUGUCGGAUGUUCGCAAGACGAUCCAGGCGUUGCAGGAGGAGAUGAACUCAAACUUGCGAGCGGAGGUGGACAGGAGCGAGGAGGAGGAGCGGAGGAGGCUCCAGGCGAUCGCCAGCAGGGUGCAGAGCCUGGAGGAGGAGGUGAAUGGAGAGGAGGGAGUCAAGUACAGGAUCGACAUGCUUGCGAUCAGACUGGAUGAGCAGAACGUCGAGCUGGUGUCUGAGUUUCAGCGGCAGCAUGCUCUGCAUCUGGAGCUGGUGAACGACAUCAAGGUCGAGCUAGAGAAGCAGCAGAGAAGGAUGGAGGAGGGGAAGGAGGCUGCGGCAGCGGUGUUUGAGCAGGCCAGGGAGGAUAUGGCAGCACAACGGGUGGAGAUAGAGGAGAGCGUGAAGAAGGUGGGCGAGCAGGUGGGGCAGGUGGAGGAGGAGGUGGCGAAGGUGAAGGAGAUGAUCGGGGAAGUGGAAGGGAGCUUGAGAACCUCGCAGGAGGAAGGGCUCCGAGAGGUGGAGGAGGACAUGAAGCAGAUCCGUAAGGUGCUGGAGGUGACUAGGACGGAGCUAGAAGCGCUGGCUCGGGAGGAGGAGUGCAGGCACGUGAUGGAGGGUAUGGUGUCCUCGCUCGUCGUCAAGGAGCAGGAAGCCUUGCUCCGCUUUGCCAUCGAGGACGCUAAGGCCGUUGCCGCCGCCUCCGUGGAAGAGCUGGGGAGGGAGUUGCUGGAGAGGAGAAUUCCCCCGCUGAUCAAGGAGGAGAUGCAGGAGACGGUGACGCUGAAGCUGCUUCCUCUGUCGCAGGACUUGCGAGAGGUGGAGGUGAACCUGUCGGAUCAUGAGGUGCAAGCUCAGAACCUCCGGGAGGACGUGGACAGGAGGGUGGAUGUCCUUUCAGACCGCAUCGAGCUCGCGCUUGCAAACUUGCAGACUACAAGCAGCGCUACGGUCACGGCCCAGGAGAAGAUGGGGGAGCUUGGGGGGAAGUUGGCGCAGAUGGCGGAGGAGGUGAAGAGAGCAGGGCAGAGGAGCGAGGACGAGGCCGUGAGGGGGAAGGUGGACGACUUGCUGAUGGCAGUUGAAAUGCUCCACGGGCAGGAGGGCAUGCGGCAAGAGCUGUCGCUCCGUGUUCAGGCCCUGCAGGCGUCGGUGGACGUCUUGACCAAGGCAGUGGAGCCAUUCGAGGAGCUGAGGAGGAGCAUGCAGAGCAGCACGGAGGAGGUCAGAAGCAUCAAGACAAGGAUCGAAGAAGUGGACAAGAUCGUGGAGUCGUUGAGCGAGAUUGUCAUGGACGAAGGAGGGAAGAAGGGGGCGGAGGAAACGUCGAGCGAGAAGGAUCUCGAUGCUGCCAGCGAGGGGGACGAGCUCGUGGACCCUUCCGUGUCACAACUCGAGCCGGUUAUGGAGGAGGAAGAGCAAGCAAUGGAUGAUGAAGCGAAAGAAGGGCAGGCAGAAGAGGUACUAGCAGCUGUACAGGAGGAAGCGGCUGGCGAGCAGGGAAAAGCUUCUCAGGAGGAGGUCAAGGAAGGGAGGGAGGAAGGGAAAGAGGAGGAAGGGAAAGAGAAGAUCAAUCAGGAGGAGAAAGCGCUGGAAGGGAAAGAAGGGACUGAGCCCAACUAG
This is a messenger RNA of Guillardia theta CCMP2712, 3468 nucleotides long. RefSeq lists its product as hypothetical. Bases 1 to 3468 code for a protein of 1155 amino acids. NCBI's taxonomy places the organism in Eukaryota, Cryptophyceae, Pyrenomonadales, Geminigeraceae. The transcript has 8 exons. The record is from RefSeq and is a predicted model, not a curated record.